This is a messenger RNA of Chara braunii, 799 nucleotides long. Lineage: Eukaryota; Viridiplantae; Streptophyta; Charophyceae; Charales; Characeae. The record is from the annotation of a GenBank genome assembly.
GGACGGGCGGGAUUAGCGGAGAGAUGGUUAGCAGCUCAGGCCGGGGCUUCUUAUCAGCAUUACUAUGAGCGUUCUCCCAAUUCCUCCUCCUCAUCUCCUCGUCAGGAUCCCGGCGCUUCCUGGUCCUCUCUCCCGCCUUUUGUCUCCCUCGGCCCUCCCGCGGGCACCUCCGGCGCCGCCGCCGCCAACUCCAUGAGGCGCUCACUGCGCGCCGCUUCCUCCGCCGACCCGUACGCCGACGGUCUCGCUGGAGCUUCUUCCCUAUCCGGAGGAGCGGUAGGUGGAGGUGGAGGUACUGCUGCUCAAGGCGGCAAUGUCAGCUUGAUGAGUCUGUCCACUCCCCCCCCCUCCGAGAAGGACGUCAUUCCUGAGUCCCUUACCGCCGGCGCAUCCGGCAAUGGACACGUGUCGGGAUCCGGUGCGCAGGGAUCUUCCCACAGCUUCUUCCCCAACGGUAAUGAAAAGCUUUAUGAAGCUUAUAACGACCUCCAUAGCCUCGCUCAGGACUUCCACAAGCCGUUCGAUGCCCCUGCCAUCCUCGUUGUGGGCCAUCAAACCGACGGCAAGAGCGCGCUUGUCGAAGCCUUGAUGGGAUUUCAAUUCAAUCAUGUUGGUGGCGGGACGAAGACUCGCCGACCCAUAACUCUGCACAUGAAAUACAAUGCAGCUUGCGUGGAACCUAGAUGCUACUUGGUCACCGAUGAUCGGCAGCAGAGAGAGGAGGAGAAGAGUCUGGAGGAGUUGCAGGUAAAGUGACGCAACGAAGGAAGGGGAGAGGAAAUGAAAGUAGAUUGAAAAA